Messenger RNA from Entrophospora sp. SA101, 909 nucleotides. NCBI's taxonomy places the organism in Eukaryota, Fungi, Glomeromycota, Glomeromycetes, Entrophosporales, Entrophosporaceae. The record is from the annotation of a GenBank genome assembly.
AUGCUUCCUGCUAAACCAAGUAGACAAAUUAAAAAUGAUCAAGAUUUGGAAAAUUGGCUCAAGUCAGAAGCAUUUAUACGCCUGAUGCAUUUUAUCAAACUGUUGAAUGAAAAUGUGGCCAAUCACAAGAAUUCUGAUCCAUGUCACGUCUCUGAGAUAACACAAAAAAUAGUAAAUACGUUGGAUACAAUGAUGAUUUGGAUAGAUGAGAAUCCCCCAUUGCCCACGCCUCAAAGAUUCGGCAAUAAAGCAUUUAGAACUUGGAUCAAUCGACUUGAACAGAAUGUGGAAAUCAUCCAUAAAGAUAUUUUACCGGUUGAAUAUUAUGACCAUAUAAUAGAAUUAGCACCAUAUUUUGUAGAGAGUUUUGGCAAUUCCACGCGUAUUGAUUAUGGAAGUGGACAUGAAUUAAAUUUUGUGUGUUGGUUGUGUUGUUUAAAUUUAUUAGGGCUUUUUGAAGAGAAAAAUUAUACUUCAAUAAUUACAAGAAUAUUUAAAAAAUAUUUAGAUUUGGUUAAAAAACUUCAACGAGUUUAUAUGCUUGAACCAGCAGGUAGUCAUGGAGUAUGGGGAUUAGAUGAUCAUCAAUUUCUUUCAUAUUAUUGGGGAAGUGCACAAUUAAGAGAUCAUCCAAAUAUAAAACCUAAAUCCAUAUUAUCGAAUGAUUUGGUGGAUAUGUAUGCUAAUGAGUAUAUAUAUUUUGGCUGUAUAAAAUACAUUAAUGAGGUAAAAAAAGGUCCAUUCCACGAACAUUCACCUUUGCUUUAUGAUAUUUCAGGAGUGCCAAACUGGUCAAAAGUAAAUUCAGGUUUGUUGAAAAUGUUUGUUGAUGAAGUAAUGAAAAAAUUACCAAUUGUGCAACAUUUUUUAUUUGGAACAUUAUUACCGUACAAUAAUAAUAAUCAUUAA